Molecule: messenger RNA, 1519 nt
Organism: Myxozyma melibiosi
Lineage: Eukaryota; Fungi; Ascomycota; Lipomycetes; Lipomycetales; Lipomycetaceae
Product: PAPA-1-like conserved region-domain-containing protein
Exons: 3
Coding region: 318-1052 (244 amino acids)
Biological process (GO): chromatin remodeling
Cellular component (GO): Ino80 complex
Source: RefSeq, a predicted model, not a curated record
CUUGUUUCGAGUUUUUAACUUUGCUGAGGGACAUCCAUCCCUACCUGAUCAUUGCCUUCCUCCACAUCACACUACAGAUCCCACAGCUUUUUGCAAUCAAUCUCAACUAUACUAUACAGCUUCCAAAACAGGCAAAUCAGCAAUCUGCCGACUACAUCUUCGGGUUGACAUAUGUCUACGCUAGAUUCAGAUUCUUCAGAUCUUUCUGAAUUAGAGGAAUCGAUCGCCAGCGACGAUGCCGGCGAGGCUUCGCCAACUGCAGAGCCAUCUGACGAUGAGAUAGUUUCUGAUGCAGAAGGCAAGUGUUGAUAACUUCCAUGAGUAUCGAAUAUUCGGGCGCAAACCACGGCGAAGACCUGUCGAGUGAAACAUCACAAUAUACAUAUGCUAAUAACAGCGGUAUUAUAGACGAGCCAGACGAAGCAGACGACGACGAUGAUGACGAUGAUGCGGAAUAUGCUACGCCUCCAGCACCACGUACAAGCUCUCAAGCAAAGCGGACGAGAAACGGGUCAUCGAGCAGAAAGCGAAGUAAACUAAACUCUGCUGUACAGUCUGAUCCGGAGAGCGAGACAAUCGAAGCUACGAGGGACGACGACGAGCUGGAAGAUGAUCUGGACGAUGAUGACGAUGAUGAGCCAGCCGAGUAUUCUACAGAUAUGUCUAGACUGACCGAACGGCAGAGGGCACGGCUCAUGGACGAUUCAACCGACUUGGAGGCUCUACCAAACGAAGGCACAAAGAAGAAGAUAUACACGGAAGAAGAACUCAUGCUUCGGCGUACAGAGACCGCUAGGAGGCGUAAAAAUCUGUCAGAGAAGCGUCGUGAGGAGGAGAAGAUGGACACAAUCAACCGUUUGCUUAAGAAACAAGCUCCCAAAAGGAAAGGAAAAGUCAAAAGUACAGUUGGGAGUCCUGGUACUCCGGCAGUGGAGGAUGGAGUUCAAUUCAAUCUGCCAAAAGCCAGCAGCCAUGCACCCUCCCCUGACAUGUACCGCUGGGUAUCAAACAUCAAUGGGAACCGGCUCGGUAUUCCCACUAAUAUGAAAUGAACUGGGAGAAUCUCUGAUCCAUCAUAGUGGAUGCUACCCACCUCCUGAUAGAAAGACCUAAGUGUUGCCUAUCUGGUAGCUCUCAUAUUACAUCAUGAUUCUGAUACAGCUGAUCGUUGCACAUCUGUUUUUAGAUUGAUGUUGGAACCUGCGCUGUUGUCAGGAUAAUCGGUAGAAAUUGAAUUUAACUGGCAUAGCAGAAGGAGCUUGAUAUUCAGGGCAUAGGCUGUCAAAUGUCAUUAGUAAAAGAAAACCCUUUUGAAGAUCUAACUGAGUAGUGAACACUGUCAAGAUUGAUCAUUACCAUCUGUCAAGGCUCUGAUGUAAAUGGUGAAUGCAAUUUUUUUAAUUUAAUUUUUUUUACAUUUUGUAUUCUGCUCUACUGGGGCUUGGAAUGGAAUAGUUUAUGCUGGGUUUUCAUUCUAUAAAUAUAGCUAGUUAUUUUCAAUCCUGAAUGAAGUGAAGAG